AUGACUCGCAACGUCGAGCUGCUCCGAGCCCUGAGCUCGCUGACCUCGGAGAUCGACCACAUGAACGACUCGAUCAAAAAGUCGUACAAGAACUACAAGCAGAGGCUCGACGAGGUUCAGUCCCACCCUGAAACUCCGAGCCCUUCUCGGCGCCCCGUCAGGUCAGCAGGAAGCGAGCCACCGCUGGUUCCCAGGCUCCUCUCCCUCCCGACCCCCCAGGAGAUGAAACUCGUUCAGUCUGCCCGGACGCACAGAAGCGGCAUCGACUAUCGGCCGCUGCGAUUGUUCAAUGGACGAGAGGAUGGCUCCAUGACUGCUCGAUGCGAGUGCUGCAAACGAGUGCUAAGGAGCCCGAGGAAACCACCGCGCGCUGCGGUAGAGACGAGCAGGCCGAGAAGAGGAGUUUAUGACAGUCUUGACGAGGCAAAGCUGAUCCAAGCAGACACGGCGACGCUCCUCAACGUCGUCCACGAGCAUGCGGAAAGCAUGCAAGUCGUCGUCAUCGAGGAGAACGUCAAACUGGCAACCCCUUCCAGCAACGCGCUGCAGCAUCGGCCCAUCGAGCACAGGCUGCAGCGAUGGUGGCUGGAGCUUGCUCCAUCCCACCGUCAGAACCUGUAUGAGGAGAUGCUCAAGUCGUUCGAUCACGCGUCCGAGAUAGCUCUGACGCUGGUCCCCGAGAUCUCCGAGACUUGUUUCAACCCCCUCAGGCUCUCAAAGCUCUUCCAAGAGAUCGUCUCCCCCUGGAUGAUCAAACCGCCAAAGGUUAGGAGAGCAGCCCUCAUGAUGGGUCGGGACUUGUCGGCUGCCCGGUCAAGAUCACCUUCCUCUUCCCAUGAGUCGAGGAUGCAGCGGGCGGACCAGGCGAUCUCGCGCGCAAAGACGGUCCUUGCUCUGCGAGAGAUCAGCCAUAUCAUCGAUGCGACGAGGCCCCGCAAGAAUGAGAUGGAGGCUACACCUGACAUGGAGGGUGGAGAGGAGCACUUCAGCAGCGGAAAUGAAGGGAUGCAGCGCAGCGAACCCGCAGGUUUCAACGAGGUUGAUGAGCAGCACAUGGUCAGCCUGACGACAGCACAAGAACACUGGCUCCUGUGCAUGACCAUGUGGUACAAGUCGGAGGGAACGUGGAGGGUCCGUGAGCUGGACGAAACCAACGAGGACCGGAACCUGCUCAAGAGGAUCUUCCGGGACAAGGAUAUCUCCUUCCUUUCUUCCGAUGCCCCUGCCUCCAUGCUCGCCCCUCACAGCUCGCUAGCUCGUGUCGCCAUCAAGCAGGGGAUGGGCGUCAGCGGCGGGGACGGUGUCAGCGGCAUGUUUCGUCGGAGCAUUCAGAUCCUCGAGACCCCCCGAGCCAAAGUCUGCGCGUCGCUCCUCUCACGCGGCAUUAUCUCUACUACUUGA
This is a messenger RNA of Guillardia theta CCMP2712, 1401 nucleotides long. RefSeq lists its product as hypothetical. The record is from RefSeq and is a predicted model, not a curated record. The coding region runs from base 1 to 1401 and encodes 466 amino acids. NCBI's taxonomy places the organism in Eukaryota, Cryptophyceae, Pyrenomonadales, Geminigeraceae. The transcript has 10 exons.